Phalaenopsis equestris is the source of this 884-nucleotide messenger RNA. RefSeq names its product selenoprotein F. The record is from RefSeq and is a predicted model, not a curated record. Gene Ontology annotation, molecular function: oxidoreductase activity. Gene Ontology annotation, cellular component: endoplasmic reticulum lumen. Bases 175 to 666 code for a protein of 163 amino acids. NCBI's taxonomy places the organism in Eukaryota, Viridiplantae, Streptophyta, Magnoliopsida, Asparagales, Orchidaceae. The transcript is spliced from 4 exons.
UCGCGAGUAGUCUUUCUACCUCCCCUAUUCUUGUCCAGAGAACCAAGGGUGCGGCUAACCCCGGGAGGACGAAGAGAAAACCUGUUUUCACCAUUAGAAGCAAGUCACACGUUCGAACGCCGAAGUGGUUUUUCUUCUCGGGGAAAUAUUGAUUUCACAACUACGUUUUCGAUUAUGAGGGAGAUGCACCUCUUGCCAUUCAUCGCACUUCUCCUUCUUCUUUUCGUUUACUCGCCAAUCGUUGCUCUUGGCGACCAGCUCAGUCCAAAGGAGUGCGAAAAUCUAGGGUUCACCGGCCUCGCUCUCUGCUCCGAUUGCAAUACUUUUGCACAGUACAUUAAGGACGAAGAAUUGGUAUCUGAUUGCCGCAAGUGUUGUUCAGAUGAUACUAAUGAUUCCUCGAGCAAGGUUUCAUUUUCUGGUGCUAUAUUAGAGGUUUGCAUGAGAAAGCUGGUUUUUUACCCUGAUGUUGUGGCAUUCAUUGAGGAAGAGAAAGAUCAAUUCCCGUCUGUCAAGGUUCAGUAUGUGUAUGCUUCACCUCCAAAACUGAUAAUGCUUGAUGAAGAUGGAAAACACGUGGAAACAAUAAGAAUUGAUAACUGGAAGCGGGAGCACAUUCUACAGUUUCUGAAAGAGAAGGUGAAGGCUAGCUCGAAGGACAACUAAAAUUUCUCCCUACCCUCCGACCAAUUUGCCAAAAUUGCAGGUUUCAUCCAAUCAUUGUUAAAUCUUGACUCUAUUUUUUUUUAUUUAUUUUUUUUUUUUUUGCAAAGCACAAGGUAUGCAAUGCUUCUGUAUCGAGUCUCAAAUAAGGAUGAACACUUCAGAAAGUGGCAUUUAUUUUGAUAGAUUUCUUGGAGGCUUUUAAAAUUUAUGAAGUACAU